Rotaria sordida is the source of this 4968-nucleotide messenger RNA. The record is from the annotation of a GenBank genome assembly. NCBI's taxonomy places the organism in Eukaryota, Metazoa, Rotifera, Eurotatoria, Philodinida, Philodinidae.
AUGCAUGAAAUAUUACAUAUUCUUCUUCCAUAUAAAUAUCAAAAAUUUCCAUUCAUUUUAUCAUUUGGUACUCAAUCAUGCAAAGGAAAAACAUUAUUAUUAAACAAAAUACUUAAAACAAACUUUGAUUGUCAUUAUAAAGCUGAAUUUAAUUUUGAAAUAGCUUCAACUUACUAUCAUCAUCAGCUAAUUCAAAUGUUGCUUGGUCAUCAAUACGAUAUUGAUAGAGGAAAUGAUAAUGAAAUUACACGUGUCUAUCGGUGUCACGUACUUGAUCUACAUGGUACUCAUGAUUGGAAACAAAUGCCAAGUUUCUUUAUUCAAUUUAUGAGUGUAAUCAUAAUUCAUAUGGAUAUUUUAGACGUCAAACAAAUUGAUUCUCUUCUAUGGCCUACAGUUGUAUUCAAUCAAACAGCAACAUAUAUAAUAUUUAUCCAUGGUGAAAUUUCGGACUCUGAUAUAGAAAUAAAUUUGCAGCCACAAAUUCUGAAGUAUUUCGGAUUGAACAAAAUAAACGUGCAUAUUCUUCGAGCUAAAGCAAUUUUGGAUGAAAAUAAUAAAUUUUUACAAGUAGGAAUGUUAACAUUAUUGAAGAAGGCUCCUAUUCCAACGAAUUCAUUAUUAAAUGUCUCUGAGCAAUUGAUACAACAACACAACAUUAACUUAUCAACUAAUAUCGAUACUUUAUGUAAAAGCAUACAAUUGCUUGACGAAUUUCAUAAGAUACUGAACAUGUUAUCAAGAGAUGAUCCAGCUCUCGAUUUGUUUCCUCUUUCACGAUUACGAGAAUUAUCUGAAAAAGCAAAUCUCUCAUCCGUUGACGAGCAGCAAAAAAAUCAACUAACACAGAAGCUCUAUGACCAUGGUUUGAAUCAUGCAAACAUUUUAUUGACUAAAUUAGCUGAAUUGGUCAUUGGCGAUGAUAAUGAUAUAGCUCUUUUUGAAAAAGCCAUUAUAUUAUGGAAUACAACUUUGUGGCAACGAAAACAGCAGGAAGUACAAAGAUCACCCGCAUCAAUAUUACAACAGUUGGAAAUGAGUAAAGAACGUUUUUUACGUGAAUUUCAAGAAAGAAGUAUGGAGUAUACAGAUCGUAAUGGUAGACUUUGUUCGUUUAAAGACAUCAUUCAAAUGAAAAGAGCUUUGAUAAAAAUAUAUCAACAUUCAUUUCGAAGUCAAGAAUAUAUUGAAAUAAUAAAUGCCACAUCGUCUACUAUUUAUCCAGAAAUAUUUCAUGAAACAUUUUCAAAUAUUUCAGAAGAUUUAAAAAAAUUUUUUGUCAUUGGAAUUAUUGGUGAACAAAGUGGCGGUAAAAGUUUUUUGGUUAACAAAGUUUUUGGAACUAAAAUUGCUGAAUCAAAAUUUAAAUGUACUACAGGAAUUUUAGCUACUCGAGUAAAUGUGACAGGACAUGAUAGUGUGAAAAACAUUGUUAUUCUUGAUACAGAAGGACUUCUUGAUCAAUCGAAGAAGAAUACUGAAGCACAAAUAUUUGAUCGUAAAAUGGUUCUAGCAGUGAUGGCUCGAUCUCAUGUUGUCAUGAUCAAUAUUACAAGAAAUGUUAAUAAAACAAUGCAACAAAUAUUAGAAAUUGUUUUUUAUGGAUUAAAUAAGCUGCAAAUUACAAAUAAACCAAAAAUGAUUUUUUUAUUCAGAGAUCAAGAUCCUAAAUCAAUGGGAGAAGCUGGACAGCGAAAUCAUGUUAGUGAGGUAAUGAAUGAUAUAGCACAAUCAUGUGAAAAAGUUAAUUUUAAGGUACAAGAUAUCAUAAAUGGAUUUGAUAUUCAUGAAUUUCCAUCACCAUUUGUUGAUUUACUUGUUGGCGAACGAGAAAUAUCAUUUUUCAGCAAUAGCUUUUGUCAGAAAGCUUUAUCAUUAAGACUCAAAAUUAUUGAUCAAUUGACCAAUUUAACACCGUUCGAUUCUUUUGAUGAAUGGCUUGCAACUACGUUGGAUCUCUGGCAGCAAAUUAAUCAUAAUUCAAAUUUAUUUGACUAUGAAUCGUUGAUACAUCUCACACUGGAAAGAGAAUUGGAAAUAUUUAGUAAUCGUGUAUUAACCAAAGCCAAUCGCGAAAUGAGAGAAAUGGUGGAUAGUUUAGCAAUCAACGCAAGAAAUAGAUCAGAUGAUAACAGCAUUUUACAUGAAAUUGAACAAAAACUUAUUGAUAAGAAAACUAGACUUGCUAAUGAUCUAUUGUCAAAUCAACUAGUCAAUGAAAAAAAACGUUUGAUGCAAAAACAUAAUCUUCAAUCAUUCCCAGAAGCUUUGUUUGAAAGCACAAAGUUAAGAAUACAGUCUAGCUUGAACUUGUAUAAAACUGAUCAUUAUAUGGCAGCGACACGACAAUUUCAACAAGAUGAAUUUCAAAAGAGGCUGUCUGAAAUACCAAAACAAUUGUCCAUUAAAAUCAGAGAUAUCCAAAAUGUUGUUGAGAAAGCUGAUCAAUUCGAAACGUUAUUUAAUGAUACUAGUGGAAUAUUAUUAGCAGAAUUCAUCAAACUAUUGGACAAUGACUUCAAAAAACAGUCUAUCGAAUUAAACAAGAUAUUAAUACAAAAUUUUGUGCAACAAAAUCGAAUUGAUAAUGUUGGUGUUAUGUAUUUUUAUGAACAUAUUAAUGACUCAUCUUUAACCGAUAUUGUUCGAAAAGCAGUACUAAGAGAAACUUCGAAUCCAGUCGAGGAACAAUCAUUAGUUCCAGCAAUUCAGCAUACAACUUCAUUAGUUCCAGCAAUUCAGCAUACAACUUCAUUAGCCUUAGCAAUCCCAUCUACACUUUUCGGUAGUCAACAUGGUUCUGGAAUUUUACGAAGUCUUGCAUCGUUUCUUUAUCGUAAACUUUUUCCUAACAAGAAAAGCAAUAAUAACGAAGAACCACAAAUCGAAAAAAUGCUAUCAUUUUUAAGAGUUGAAUAUACAGCGUUACAGAAUAGCCCAUAUUAUGAUAGCAAUCUGUUGCCUGUUCCGGAAUUGGCUAAUGAUUGUGUUCAACAUAUCCGAAAUGCUAUUGAAAAUGCUAACAUUAAAAGUCAAGAAAUAAGAAAUAUAUGGUAUACAUGCUAUGGAAUUAUGCUCAAUAUUUUCGGCGAUGAACAUUACAACUAUAUUCAUGAAAAGCUCAUAUCUGAAUUUGAACAGGAAAUAUCUCGUACAAAAGAAGAAGUUAGACAAAAUAUUGCCAAUGCUUCAACGGCUGAAGAACAUGGACAAGCUUUAAUAAAACAAAUUUGGACAAUAAUUCAAAAUGACACACAGAAACAAUUUCAGAAUCAAUUUGAAAGAUUUUUCGCCGCUUGGGAUCAAUAUAGUCCUUCGAUUAUAUCCGAAAAUUGUGUAAAUCAACUGUUUAGAUCAAUCAACUAUCAGUUAAUGCUCGAUUAUAUUCAAAAUCCAACCACUUUCAUAAAAGAAUGGCUUCGUUCAGAAUUUAAUAAAACAUACCAAAAUCAAUUGAAUCAAACACUAUACAAUCUCUCUUUGCAUCUGGAAGAGACAAAAAAAAGAUUCCAUAGAAUGGUUCUUUUCUGGGAUGCAGCUAUUCAAGCUAAUCACUUGGAAAGAACAGUUUCAGAAUUAACUAAUUCUCUGAAAGAAUUUCUUUCAAAGGGAGAAGAUGCAGGAAAUAAUAUUUCAUUGACAGAACCAACAGGCAGUUUUUCAAUUCUUGAUUCUGCUCCAAUUAGAACAGUUCCAGAAACUGCCGAUAAACACCGUCUUUUAAAAGCCAUACUCUUGACGUGCUCUACGCUUUCAUCCGAUCAUGCCGAUUACGUUAAAAAAACCACUAAAGAUUUAAUCACUAGCGAACAAUAUGUCAAUCGUCUGUUUGAUCGAUUUUACAAUAAAGCUAAAGGAUGCGGAACACCUUGUCCAUAUUGCAAACAAAUAUGUGAUAAUGAUAACCCGAUGCAUACGGAACAUCGUACUGAACAUCAUCUGUUCUGGGUUUUUGGUGGAUACAGAGCGAUAGAUACUGAAAAGCCAAGUUUAGUCUGUUGUACAUCUAAUGAAGCGUUCGAGCGGAAAGUUCGCAGUCUGAGAGAAAAAGAUACUUAUUUGCCAUUUCCAGACCACUUGAAACAAUUUAAUCCUACAUGGAACAUAAUUAAUAAAAUGACACCAUUACAGGACUUCCUGUUAAAAGCAUAUAUUGCUUUAGAAGAAGAUUUGGCAAAAUAUUAUAAAUUUAAAGGACGUGCCAAUAGUGAAAUCAGGAAAAAGUUUUUACGAUCUACAGUCACCACUCAUUGCUAUGCUCUUCUUGUUGGAAUUGAUUAUGAAAAUUCACCAAACAGUCUUCAUGGCAUUCCAUCAAAUGAUAUCACUUGUAUCAAACAACAGCUCGAAAUUUCUUCCAUUGCAAGUCCAGAAAAUCUUCAUGUUCUCAAAAAUAAUCAAGCUACAAAAGAAAGCAUUUUAAAUAAAUUAAAUACUAUUGUCAAUAAUAUGGACAAAAGAUCGACAUUCAUAUUUUACUUUUCGGGUCACGGGGGUCGAAAAGAGACUUCCGGAUCUUAUCUGUUUACAUCCGAUGAUCAGAUGUUAACCACUCAUGAGCUAGUAGCUGUUUUUGAUAGAGCUAUGUCAAACAAAAUAAUCAUUAUGCUGGAUAGUUGCUAUUCUGGUGGUAUGAGCAACGCAUUCCACUUCAAUUCGAAUAAUUUCAAACAAGGAAUCCAUAUUUUAUGUUCUUCUAAUGAAGCUCAAGUGUCUUAUCAAUCAACAAGCGAUGGAAAUGGUUUUUUUACAAAACAUCUAAUCAAAGGAUUAAAAGGAGAGUUUUCUUGUCAAACCAAUAAUUGUAAUGAAUGCAGAACAAGAACUACAAAUUUACAAACAGCUGUUAUACGCAAAGUUACUAGUACGGAACUUGUAUCGUAUUUAAAUCAUGCUAUUAGUGGUCGUCAAAAUUUUACUUAUACGGCUCUUAACGGGUCUGAUUUUGAUAUCAGUUUCCUCAAUUAA